Synchiropus splendidus (mandarinfish) is the source of this 4044-nucleotide messenger RNA. RefSeq names its product kinesin family member 3B (gene kif3b). Gene Ontology annotation, molecular function: microtubule motor activity; microtubule binding; ATP binding. The transcript is spliced from 9 exons. NCBI's taxonomy places the organism in Eukaryota, Metazoa, Chordata, Actinopteri, Syngnathiformes, Callionymidae. Bases 688 to 2976 code for a protein of 762 amino acids. Gene Ontology annotation, biological process: microtubule-based movement. The record is from RefSeq and is a predicted model, not a curated record.
AGUCGCCUGACUUGAAACGUUCUAUUUCAGCGCGUUCACGGCCCUGUCGUAAGUGGCCGUCUGUUUGCAGCCUCGGUGACCGGUGUGUUUGUGGUUGCUAGGCCGGGUCUGAGCACUCGCUCCUGGGAUUCAGUCUGUAUUAGCCAGCGUCGCCAAGAUGACUCGACACUUUAUCACCUGUCUACCAACAUUCGUCGACAAAGUCAUCUAAUGGGAGUUUUAAACAUUUGAAAGUGGCUGUCACUGCUACUGCAGAACCAUUUGCGUCACUACACACACACACACGUACAUCAAUGUAGCAGCCCAACACGGUCGCUACUUUAAUUUCAAGUGUAUUAAAUGGUGCUUAGGAGUGACGCACUUAAAGUGUACGUGUGAUACGUGACUUUUUAUCGUGUCUUUUUUCGUGGUCUUUUACUCGUCACGAGUUCGAUCUCGAAAUGUCCUCAGAAUCCCACCAACAGCAGAUUAAAUUCGUUUCAUUGUGACAAACGAGUAGUGAAACGAAAUAUUUCUUUAACGGCUGAACUAAUGUUAUUCUACCCUGGGACCUUAAAAGCCAAUGUUUUUGGACUAGAAGCCCGGUUUGUCUGCUUGUCUGAUCCACUGAAUGGUUCUGAUGUGGGCUUCCAGACCAGCUAAUUGCUCCUGAAGUUCCUCUUGGACGUGUGGAUUCACCUCGCCACCAUGUCCAAAAGCAGGAGCGCCGAGUCGGUGAAGGUGGUGGUGCGAUGCCGCCCCAUGAACGAGAAAGAGAAGGCUGCCAACUACGAGAGGGUCGUCUCUGUCGACGUCAAAUUAGGACAAAUAAUCGUCCGGAACCCCAGGGAGGCUUCGUCGGGAGACGUUCCCAAGGUCUUCACCUUUGACUCGGUUUAUGACUGGAACUCUAAACAGUUAGAUCUGUAUGAUGAAACCUUCAGGCCUCUGGUGGAUUCCGUUCUCCUGGGGUUUAACGGGACCAUCUUUGCUUAUGGACAGACGGGUACAGGGAAGACCUACACCAUGGAGGGGGUGAGAAAUGACCCCGAGAGGAGAGGCGUGAUCCCCAACUCCUUUGAGCACAUCUUCACUCACAUUUCUCGCUCCCAAAAUCAGCAGUACCUGGUGCGAGCAUCGUAUCUGGAGAUCUAUCAGGAGGAGAUCAGAGACUUGCUCUCCAAAGACCAGUCAUGUCGCCUGGAGCUCAGGGAGAAGCCCGACACAGGAGUGUAUGUCAAAGACCUUUCAUCUUUUGUCACCAAGAGCGUGCGGGAGAUCGAGCACGUCAUGAAUGUUGGCAACCAGAAUCGAUCUGUGGGUGCCACCAACAUGAACGAGCACAGCUCCCGCUCGCACGCCAUCUUUGUCAUCACUGUGGAGUGCAGUGAGCUUGGCAUGGAUGGGGAGAACCACAUUCGAGUGGGUAAGCUGAACCUGGUGGAUCUGGCUGGUAGUGAGCGGCAGACCAAGACCGGAGCUCAGGGGGAGAGACUCAAGGAAGCCACCAAGAUCAACCUCUCGCUUUCCGCCCUGGGGAAUGUCAUCUCCGCUCUAGCUGAUGGGAGAAGCAGCCACAUUCCGUACAGGGACUCGAAACUCACCCGCCUGCUGCAGGACUCUCUGGGAGGAAAUGCCCGCACUGUCAUGGUGGCCAACAUCGGGCCGGCGUCGUACAACGUGGAGGAGACCAUCACCACGCUGCGCUACUCCAACAGAGCGAAGAAUAUCAAGAACAAACCUCGCAUCAACGAAGACCCCAAGGAAGCUCUGCUCCGGGAGUUCCAGGAGGAGAUCGCCAGGCUGAAGGCUCAGCUGCAGAAGCGCUCGGUGAAGAAGAAGAGGAGGCGGCAGAAGCGGAGGGGCGGCGAGGGGAGUGACGGCGACGACCUGGAGGACGCGGAGACGGAGGACGAUGAGGUCGAGGGUGAGGACAAGGACGACUACUGGAGACAGCAUGAGGAGAAACUUGAGAGGGAGCGGAGAGCCAUCAUGGAGGACCACAGCCUGGUGGCUGAGGAGAAGUUCAGACUGCUCAGAGAGAAGGAGAGGAAGAUGGAGGAUCUGAGGAGGGAAAGAGAGGCUGGAGAGAUGCUGGCUGCCAAAGUGGAGGCCAUGGAGAGCAAGCUGUUGGUGGGAGGGAAGAACAUCGUGGAUCACACCAACGAGCAGCAGAAAAUGCUGGAGCUGAGGAGGCAGGAGAUCGCUGAGCAGAAACGGCGGGAGCGUGAGAUGCAGCAGCAGGUUGAAAGCAGGGAUGAGGAGACUUUGGAGCUGAAGGAGACCUACAGUUCCCUGCAGCAGGAAGUAGACAUCAAGAGCAAGAAACUGAAAAAGAUGUUUGCCAAGCUGCAGGCGGUGAAGGCAGAAAUCCACGACAUCCAGGAGGCGCACAUCAACAAGCGGCAGGAGCUGGAACAGACUCUGGACGAGCUCAACCGCGACCAGAAACUCAAGCAGCUGAUCAUCGAGAAUUUCAUCCCGCUUAAAGAGAAGAACAAGAUCGUGCAGCGGGCGUAUUUGGAUGAGGAGGACGACUACUGGAAGAUGAGGCCCAUCACUCGCAUGGAAGAUGACCAUCAGAUGAUGAGCCGGCCGCUCUCUGCCGUGGGCUACAGGAGGCCUCUCAGUCACCACGCCCGAGUGGCCAUGAUGACCAGGCCGGACGUCAGAUACAAGGCGGAGAACAUCCUGAUGAUGGACAUGGACCUGCCAGUCCGGACCACCACUGAGUACCAGGAGCCGGUUAUUGCCCCCACGGUGGCAGCCGCUCUAGAGGACGCCCUGAGGGAUGAGGAUGAGAUCCAGGUGGACGCCUCGGGGUUCCGCAGCAGUCUGGGCGUGACCCCGCCCACCGGCGCCAGCAGCGGUCUGAAGAAGCCAAAGUCCAGUCGCCCGAGGACUGGGAAGAAGUCCAGCACGCCCACGUCACCGUACGGCCUCUCGAGUCCAGCCCCGCCUCUGUACCCGCAGCCCCGGGGCCUGGUGCCCAAGUGAGCUCCCAUGUGACCUGCGGACGGACCCCUCUGCUGCUCCAGCGUCUGAGGAGGUCCCUGCACUGCCACUGUUGUCUCAUGGAGAGCAACUUGACUGAUUGUGCGAGCUCGGCCACGCCUCCAUCACAACUCAGAGCUUUGAAGGGACCAGAGAUGUUCCAGUCACACACACCUCCACUGAAAGAGUCUGUUCACAUCAAGUCUUAAAUCAUGUCUGAAGCAGGGUCCCGUCAGGCGCCUGCCCUCUGAGGACACCAGAAACACACCAGUGGUCCCUUCAAGUCUGUGAGGUUCUUCUGCACACGUGGGAAGGUGAAACGCUCUGGAAAUGCUCCUCCACCUCCUGACCUGAGUCACUGUGGGCAGCUGCUCGGUGCCUCCUGGGAGACGAGCUGUGAAACCAGCAGCAGAAUCAAGGCGUUGCUCAGAGGACGAGUGAGUGGCAGCUGAUCACUGGCGGAGCCUGCUGACAGUGAAGAGCAUUUCCUCAGCUCCAUGCUGUUCUUCCCUGCGAGACAGACGCGCUCUUGUUCUGUGUGAUGCAUCAUUGGUCCAAGGUGCCUUUAUUUUCGCCGCAGCCCUCUUCUCUGCUGCAAGUUUUGGUUAUUACCUCAUCCACACUGCGUCGGGACGGGCCUUGGACGGAGCUGAGGGUCUCCCACACACGGCUGCUACUGCGUCUCCACCUCCUGAGCGAAGACCUGUCCACACGCUUUACUGAUCAGGUGACUAAAGAUGCUGGAACUGGUGUGUGGACCAGAACGUCUUACAUACUGGCAUAUCUAACUUGAGACUGUCGUCCUGAUCACUUGCGCUCUGAAACAGAUCUAAUUUAUUCUUUUUAUAUAAACAGAUGUAGAUAUAAUUUUCUAUUGUUUACUCGAGAGAAAUGCUUUAUUUGUUGGCAUCAUUUUUUCUAUGAUGUUUACUGACGAUAUAGAGCUGCAGAUGACAUUCCCACACGUGUAACAUUUAGCAUGAGGAGUGGUUGUUACUAACACUGUGACGUCGUUCAUGUCAUGUACACUUUCAAUAAAACAGUGCACAUUACACUCUCUGCUUUUGUGUU